Messenger RNA from Sebastes umbrosus (honeycomb rockfish), 1611 nucleotides. RefSeq lists its product as uncharacterized. NCBI's taxonomy places the organism in Eukaryota, Metazoa, Chordata, Actinopteri, Perciformes, Sebastidae. Bases 273 to 1001 code for a protein of 242 amino acids. The record is from RefSeq and is a predicted model, not a curated record. The transcript is spliced from 4 exons.
AAACAGUGGAAAACAAUCCAAUAAAAACAAUGAAAUACAUAAAAAAACAUACAUGGAAGUAUUUUUUAUACAGCAAUCAUGUUCUCUGUUUUUCCGGCGGAGUGAGAGCUCCUCUCUCUGAAGGGGCGGGUUGUGUAACGGUCUCCGCCCUGAUCUGUUUAAAUACCACCACGGUGAACCGUUACAAGGAAAACAAACAAGAGAUGUGCUGUUAUUAAUCUAUAUUACUAUUGUACACUUUCACCGUGUGUUCUUCUAGUCUGACUGGUACCAUGGAGCUGGACCGGCGGCUGCUGCUGGCCCACUGUGCGGCUCACGGCCUGAGUGUGGUGUUGGGCCUGCUGGUGGUGGUCCCCAUGGCUCUCAACGGAUCCGCCUUCAAAGGCCGCUGCGCUCUCUUCUCCUCCGGCUACUGGAGGACGGAGGACCGGGAGGAGCUGCCGGGAGACGUGUCUCACCUGGUGGUUCAGCAGUGGGGCCCGCCGGCAGCCUGCCAGUUCGCCACAUUCGUCGGUAUCUUCACGGUGCUGUACGGAGCAGCGCAGGGCUGGAGGAGCCUCUUCUAUCUGCACGGACGACAUGAUGACACCCUGUUUUCAUCCUUCCUGACGGUGCUGCUGAGUGUGUGUGUGCUCUUCCUGUCCGGAGGGGCAAGUGUCAUCUUGUCUCUGGGAUUCGUCUCCUGGUGUGACACCGUGACUGAUCACGACAAACAGCCUUACAGCUGUGCAGAGUCUGAGUCGGUUCCACUUUACCUGGAUGUGAACACCUCCUCUUUCUACACAGAGCUCAGUCUGGCACAGGCGUCUCUGUGGGGUGUGACGGCUCUGUGGCUGGCUCAGUCCAUCCUGGCUUUCCUGCGGCUCUACCACUCUCACAGCCAGCACAUGAGCGGGCCGUGUCGUCCCCGGGAGAAGGAGCUGCUGCUGGGACACACUCCGUCUGAAGGCGGCUCCCCCACACCUCCACAUCCUCCAGCAACACCCACCAUCUUUGUCUAACGGAGAGAGGUAGUGAUAAAAGAUGUUUAGUUUAAAAGUUUAGUUUUAAAUGUUGUUUUUUUCCCUUCAUCACUGUUAUAAUAAUGUCCACAAUGUCUACAGUUCUCACUACUGCAUGUAGAAUACAGGCAUGACAGUGUGGCUUAGGACAUAAUAUGAAGUCUAUGUUUUUAUUUUGAUAUAAUUCAUCAUCUUAUAUAAUAAGAGCCUGACCGAUAAAUGGUAUGUCAGCUGAUAAGUAACAAGUAAUGUCAGUAAAGAAAUGCCAAAGAUAUGUUUAAAAACAGUGUCUCCAUUAUAUAGUGUGUCCUCCAGAGAGCACUGACUAGUUUAUUUUUACCAUCCAGUAAUCGGUCAGGCUAUGUUAUAUAACGAUAUGAUGAUGUUUGAGCAGGGUCAAUAUCCCUUGCAUUGCUUUAUACUGCUAUCCCAGUUGGCUUUGUCUCACUCAAGCACCACAACUUAAAUCCAGUUUGUGUCUCUGGUUUACAGAAUUAAGCAUCUGUUUUACUGAAUGAUCAAUACAAGUUGAUCUUUAAAAAAAAAAAUCAUAAAUCCUUAAAUAUUCAGUUCGCUGCACGCUCUAAAAUUUUUUAUAGGGGUCCCAUGA